AGUGCUCGCCUCCUUUACUUCAAUGAGCGCUAUUGUUGAAAAGUCUGUGCGCCCCAGAACGCUGGCAGACCUGGGUCUCCAACCCUGACAGACGGAACGAGUGCGCUGCACUGGUGCACCUUUUCGUCUGAACUUCGUGUGGACGCUAACUCUGCUGCGUUACAAGAAACACUUCUGGGCUUUGCAUGUAGAGAGACACGCCGACAAAGUGGAUAAAAACUUUGGGUAGAAGCUGCUCGAGCGCAUUCCCGCGGACGUUGGAUUACCAAGGUUCCAGCUUCUUAAAUAGUUUUAGGCCUGACGUCACCAUGCUGCCUUAUUUCCUGCUCUUCUUCCUUUCAUUUGGUCUGGUGUUAUCCUCUGACUGCCCAGCAGACUGUUCCUGCCAGAUUCAGGGCUCAAUAUUCUGCAUUCAUCGACACUCCAGCACUGUUCCCCAUGUACCCACCACCACCCAAAAUCUCUACAUCUUCCAAAACGGCAUUGACACUUUGUCCCAAGAUGACUUCAAAGGCCUGGGGGAGUUGGAGUUGCUAGAUCUGAGCCAGAAUGAGCUGGCAGAGAUUCCAGACGGUGUGUUUGAGAUGCUGUCAAAGUUGAAGAACUUAGACCUGUCUUCUAACCACAUUACCCACAUUUCCAAAGACAGUUUUUCUGGGUUGGUCCAGCUGGAGAGGCUGUAUCUCCAUGCAAACCGCAUUCAGAGCAUCCAUUUGGAAGCUUUUGAAGGUUUAGAAAUGCUACUGGAACUCAAGCUCCAAGGGAACCAGCUCAACUCUCUGCCAUCCCUUCAUUUUCCCAGGCUUCUGCUUCUAGACCUCAGCUACAACAACAUCCCAAUGCUGGGACCCUCAGAUCUCCAGACUCCCCACCUGGAGGCCCUUAAGGUGGCCUCUCUGGGGCUUACCUCUGUGGAUGAGGAUCUCAUAGCCUCCUUGGGGAACCUCCAUGAGCUCGACAUCUCCACAAACCAGUUAACUGAGGUGCCCCAGGCCCUAAAGCAGGACUCCCUCAAGGGGCUGAUCAAGCUCAGCCUGGCUGCCAACCCAUUGGGCGAGCUCAGGGUGGAGGACUUCCAGAAACUGACUGGACUUCAAGAACUGGAUCUCAGUGGACUUAAUCUCCAGGGAUUUCCCCAGAGAUUUUUCCAGACCUUCCCUAGGUUGAUGCACCUGACAGCUGCUGAGAACCCAUUUAACUGCUUGUGUCCAUUAGCCUGGUUCCCUGUCUGGCUAAUAGAGAAGGAAGUGAAUCUUGGGAGGCGUGAGGAAACCAGAUGUCACUUCCCUCUAGUUAAUGCUGGGAAGAUGCUUUCAGCACUGGAGCACAAAGAUUUUGGGUGUCCACCUACCACAACAGUGCUGAUUGGCUCCCCAAUUGGAAGUACUUCUGUUCCCCAGAUGCCCACCACAUCUCCAGAAACCACCCAUACCAACGCUAUUCCUCCUCCUCCUCCACCCAGUGAGGAAACUGUAUCCUCAAAAACAGACAGCUACCCCCUUCCACCAGAACCUCCUGUCUCCCCUAGCUCCACCAGCGGGGAAUACGAGCCACACAUCUGCCCACCAAACAUCUGCCUCAAUGGGGGCACUUGUAAUUUUGACCCAUUGGGCCAACUCAGCUGUCUGUGUCCCUCAGGAACCUCUGGCCUCUACUGUGAAAAUGUUAAUGAGGUUCCUGAGCCACCAAAACCUUCAGCAACAGAGGUUUCGAUAGCCCCUGAGAUGCCCGCUGAACUUGAUGCUAUCAGCUCACGGCAGGUGACCUCCACAUCUAUCCUUCUUGACUUGCACCGCUUCAUCAAGACACGGCCACACAUCCGUGGCAUCAGGUUGACCUACCGUAACCUCUCAGGGCCUGACCGACGCCCCAUUAUCCUAAGUGUACCGGCAUCCUACCCUGAGUACACUUUGCGUGGUUUGAGACCCAACUGUACCUACUCAGUCUGUGCUAGUCCCCUGGGUGAGAGAAUCAACUCUAGGGCCAACAGCUCUGUAGAAACAGGGUCGUGUACAGAGGCUCGCACAGAAGGGGUUCCACUGACAUCCAUAGAGCCCAGGGUAGAGACACAGAGCCAGCUGACAUACACUCUCAUCCCCACCCUGGCUGCCCUGGCACUGGUGCUGGGGUUGUCCGUGGUGGCUGGGGCAAUCAUCUGUGUGCGGAAGAGGAGGCAGGCCAAGGCCGGAAUGGAGCUGGAGCUGGGUCCGGCUGAUCCUGAUCCCAUGGAACUGGAGGGGAUAAAGGCCUGCCUGGAGAAUGGGGGAAAUGGUACACUACCCCACAAACAGCCUGAGAUUGACCGCUGUCACACUCCUCAGCCGCCUCUAUCCUUGCAACAAAAUGGGGGUUUAGACUAUGAGGUACCCUUGAUGCAAGGACACUGCCCAUCAAAUAACAAUCCAGCAUCCUUAAAGCCAUCGUAUUUCUAAGAUGCAAUAAAAUACACUUCGAAAGAUUUUGGAGAGAGUGGGCUUGCCCAUCCGGACUUGUGACGUCCUGCUAUGGCUCACUUAGUGUUUAAAAAUCAAAUUUUCAUUCCAAUUUCAGAUAUCCACAAUUUGAAAAGUGGCACUUACUAUCCUUUGUUGUCCAAAUGAUAACACUACAGACUGCAUCAUCUAUUUUAGAGAUACUGAAUGAUGAAUUUAAGAUUACAGCAUAUUGGAAAUGUGCUAAACCACUGCAGGACAAUGAUCAGGAUGUGGUUUGAAGUCAUCUAGCAGAGUAUGAUGAUGGUGAAACCUAACCAAGUGAUUAAACUAAGUGCAAUCGACUAGAAGGGUCUUAGUAGCAGACUGAAAACGGAAGUGCCUUUCUGCAUUGACACAACUGUAACCGAUGGCUCAUUUUAAAAAAAUGUCUUUGUUUAUAUAAAAAAAAACUAUGUGAAUGAGCUGUAAUCCUGUUGCUGGAUUUUGGAGAUAAAGUAUGGAGCAAAGUGCCCCAGUGUUUGGGCUACAGAACUGGAUGAAGUGACAGUGGUUUAAAUGAAAACAGUGAUGCAGAUGUGUGAUGCCUGGACCACACGUCCCAGUAGAAAAAAUGCCAACUGCUCCAUGGGGAUUAUAAAUAGAACUUGCACUGAAAAGAAAUAUUUCUUUUCCUUUCCUGUGUCCCAGUCACUAACUGCCACAAGACUGAUGGUCGCAUAAGGAAAUGCAAUAACACAAAAACUUUGUUUUCACAAAAAAUACUUUGCAAAGCUAGUAAUAGGUUGAUGACCAUAAAAGCUGUCUAAACUUCAUAUUUUGCUGUUGACAUUAUCUAAUCAGAAACAAAACUUAAAGUUUCUUCACAUGCGGAUUUGGAUUCUUCAGUGUCAACAGAUCUACCAUAAUUCUCUCCACACAUCCCAAAAGUUUUGGCUCCGUGGGACAUACAUUUGCUGUGAAAGAUAAAUGGACUGAAUAAAGAGCCAUUGAGAAUGGACUUUGCUGUUCUGUGCCGUGACGGGAAGGCUGUUUUGUCUAGCUUAUAUAAUGAUAUUCUAUUUUUGUCAUGUGUUUUUUGUAUUUUUAUCAUGUCUUUUGCUGUUGAUGUCCAUUCAGUAUUGCUAUUGUUGUGAGUUGAAACAUUAAUUGUUCUCCUUUGAAAACACCUACUUAAGUCAUCAUGGAUUCUAUAAUUUUAGAUUUCCAUUUUAGGUUACAUGUAGCUAAAACUUUCCAGAGCUACUAGCAGUGAGUGCUAAAGUAAAUACUAGCUUAGGUUCUUUAUACCAGCACUAAAAGCAACCAACAGUAAUCAAAUAUCUACUAAAACCUUUUAAUUUAAAGAUUAAAAACUCAGUCAUCUUUACAUAAUGUACAGAAUGCGUUUGUAUGAGGUUUAUGAAAAUAUGCCUGAGGAACCCACCAAGUGAAUGUAACUGUCAAGUGUCAGACACUUAAUUCUCUGUGCCAGGUCUGCCAAUGCUACAUAAGGCAAGCCACAGACUGUUUUUGACCGCCAAAGCUCCCAAAACUGUGUUCAAAGGCCUUUUGCCACAGAGCCCACUGCUAUAAAGUAGCACACGCGUGCAGAGAAAAGAAAGCAAGAUCAAAGAGCUUGAAGGCAAUUUGCUGUGGGUGUCAGUGAAUUUUAGGCACUAGUUUCCUCUUUUGCUGCUGACCGUAUCAUUUCUGAGAUAUGGUCUAGACAGUGCCCCCCUUUUGUUCUCUCACAUCUCUUGCUGGCUCUCUGUGCCUCCACUUUAACCAUCCAGUGUGUUUUGGUCAACAAGGAUUAUUGGCUUGUGUGUUUGGAGACUGUUUUGCCUGUUUACAGCCAACCAGACUGUGAAAUGUUCAGGCUAAAUGCACCGUUCUCUUUUUUUCUGUCUGGGUCAGCGAAUGUCACAAGCUUUUAGUGUUACUUAAAAAAAAAAUCAAAAAAAUCUUUUCGUUUUUAUAAGAAAGAUUUUAGUAUAAUAGGUUUACAGAGACGUGUCUUGCAACAUUGGUGCAGCGCCUUACUGACAUCUUGUAGUGUCAUAUUACAUGCUGAUGUGUAUUUCAAGAACAAAAGAGCCAUUAUUUUGCCUCACAAGACACUGCAUUCAAUUACAUUACAAACUAAAAAUGAAGAAACAUGAAAUGUAAUGUAAUCAAUUUAGUCAGGUUUUAAAAAAUUCCUUCCUCAGUUCUUGGUUAUCCACCAGCCAAAAGCUUGGAUGACUGGGUGUUAUCAGUUAGUUUGUUCAGGUGUGUGUGUGUGUGUGUGUGCCUGUUUUUUUGCUUCCACUUCUACAGUACAUUGUCUGCUUUAUAAUUGAGUCCAUGCACUAUACUCCAGCACUGUCCAAAAUCAACUUACCAUUCUUUGGCUUCACUACUUUCUUCGUUCUGUCAAUAUUCCAGUAUAAACACAGACACAGAUGCUCAUAUAUCUGCUCUCCCUCAAUAUAUCAAUUGGAAGACUCUCUGUAUUGCUUUGGACGGUGAGAGGGGCAGGAAAUGUUUGAAAUAUUUUCAACAUGCUUGUUACAGAACCUUCCCUGUAUUUAGGGAAACUUGUCUUAUUACUUGUCUAACUGUUUUAUGUUUGUCAAUUAUGUCAAUUCCGUUUUUGUGUAGGUGUUUGCCAGAAAAGCAAUGCUGAGAAAAAGAACAGUAUUAAAAAGACUUAUUGUUAAAA
This is a messenger RNA of Siniperca chuatsi (mandarin fish), 5118 nucleotides long. RefSeq names its product vasorin-like. The coding region runs from base 309 to 2432 and encodes 707 amino acids. Gene Ontology annotation, molecular function: protein binding. The record is from RefSeq and is a predicted model, not a curated record. The transcript is spliced from 3 exons. NCBI's taxonomy places the organism in Eukaryota, Metazoa, Chordata, Actinopteri, Centrarchiformes, Sinipercidae.